Molecule: messenger RNA, 423 nt
Organism: Meloidogyne enterolobii
Lineage: Eukaryota; Metazoa; Nematoda; Chromadorea; Rhabditida; Meloidogynidae
Source: the annotation of a GenBank genome assembly
AUGGUUUUUUAUCUUGUUGGAUUAGGGUUAGGAGAUGUCACAGAUAUAACAGUAAAAGGAUUAAAUAUUAUUCGCCGUUGCAAAAAAGUUUAUUUUGAAAAUUAUACAAGUUUACUUUCAUUUGGUUUUGAUCAAACACAAAUUGAAAAAUUUUAUGAAAGGCCAAUAAUUGAAGCAGAUAGAGAAUUUGUUGAACAAAAAAUUGAAAAAGUUUUGGAAGAAUCUUUAAAUGAGGAUAUUGCUUUAUUAAUUGUUGGUGAUCCUUUUGGUGCUACAACACAUUCAGAUUUGUUAAUUAGAGCAAAACAAAUUGGUGUUUCUGUUAAAGUGAUUCAUAAUGCUUCGAUUUUAACAGCUGUUGGAUGCACAGGACUUCAAGUAUUUUUAAUUUUUGGAUUUUUUAAAAAUAUUUUAGCUUUAUAA